AUGGUUUCCAAGCUCGCUCUCGCUGCCGCUGCGCUGUCCACCUUCACUGGUGUCUGGGCGGUCCCCGUGCCCCAGAUUCUCCAGGAGAUCGUGGGCGGCGAGCCUGCGGCCCAAGGCGAGUUCCCCUACAUCGUCUCUCUUCAGCGCUCUGGGAGACACUCCUGCGGCGGUGCUCUCCUCAACGCCGACACUGUCCUCACUGCCGCUCGCUGCUCCGUCAACGUCAAUGUCGGCAUCCUGUCUGUUACCGCCGGUACCAAUACCUGGUCUUCCGGUGGCACUGAGGUUGGUGUCUCCAGGAUCGCCGUUCACCCCCAGUACGACGACUAUUCGCUCGAGAACGACAUCGCUAUCUGGAAGCUGUCCCGACCCAUCGCGGCAGGCAGCGGCAUCGGCUACGCGAGCCUGCCCUCUUCCGGCUCCGACCCCGCCGCCGGAUCCUCCACCACCAUUGCGGGCUGGGGCAUCACCCGCGAGGGCGGUGCAAGCAGCUCGCGACUGCUCAAGGUCUCCGUGCCCGUCGUCGACCGCGGCGAAUGCAACGCGUCGUACGGUGGCGACAUUACCGACGCCAUGUUCUGCGCUGGGCUGCCCGAGGGCGGCAAGGAUGCCUGCCAGGGCGAUUCUGGCGGUCCCAUUGUCGAUAACUCGGGUGACCUGCUCGGUGUUGUCUCCUGGGGCCAGGGCUGCGCUCGUCUUGGCUACCCUGGUGUUUACACGCGCAUUGCCAAGUUCAUCUCGUUCAUCAACAGCAAUGCGUAA
Molecule: messenger RNA, 762 nt
Organism: Emericellopsis cladophorae
Lineage: Eukaryota; Fungi; Ascomycota; Sordariomycetes; Hypocreales; Bionectriaceae
Product: trypsin-like serine protease
Exons: 2
Coding region: 1-762 (253 amino acids)
Biological process (GO): proteolysis
Molecular function (GO): serine-type endopeptidase activity
Source: RefSeq, a predicted model, not a curated record